GCCAUGGGCAACCUGUUCGGCCGCAAGAAGCAGAGCCGGGUCACCGAGCAGGACAAGGCCAUCCUGCAACUGAAGCAGCAGCGAGACAAGCUGCGGCAGUACCAGAAGAGGGUCACCCAGCAGCUGGAGCGGGAGCGGGCCGUGGCCAGGCAGCUCCUGCGCGACGGCAAGAAGGAGCGGGCCAGGCUGCUGCUGAAGAAGAAGCGGUACCAGGAGCAGCUCCUGGACAAGACGGAGACCCAGAUCACCAGCCUGGAGACCAUGGUCCAGAGCAUCGAGUUCACGCAGAUCGAGAUGAAGGUGAUGGAGGGGCUGCGGGUCGGAAACGAAUGUCUGCAGAAGAUGCACCAGGUGAUGUCCAUUGAGGAGGUGGAGAGGAUCCUGGACGAGACCCAGGAGGCCGUGCAGUACCAGCAACAAAUCGAUGAGUUGCUGGCAGGAAGCCUCACUCAGGAGGACGAGGACGCCAUCUUGAAGGAGCUGGAUGCCAUCACACAGGAGCAGAUCGAGCUGCCGGAGGUGCCUACAGAACCCCUCCCUGACAAGAGCCCAGAAAAGAUGCCCAUCAAGACCAAGCCCCGGCAGGCUGAGCUGGUGGCAGCCUCGUAACUUGCCCCUCGU
Molecule: messenger RNA, 621 nt
Organism: Orycteropus afer afer
Lineage: Eukaryota; Metazoa; Chordata; Mammalia; Tubulidentata; Orycteropodidae
Gene: CHMP6
Product: charged multivesicular body protein 6
Biological process (GO): late endosome to vacuole transport via multivesicular body sorting pathway; vesicle budding from membrane
Cellular component (GO): ESCRT III complex; multivesicular body
Source: RefSeq, a predicted model, not a curated record